Manis pentadactyla (Chinese pangolin) is the source of this 7918-nucleotide messenger RNA. RefSeq names its product zinc finger protein 454. The record is from RefSeq and is a predicted model, not a curated record. The transcript is spliced from 6 exons. Gene Ontology annotation, molecular function: DNA-binding transcription factor activity, RNA polymerase II-specific; RNA polymerase II cis-regulatory region sequence-specific DNA binding. Gene Ontology annotation, biological process: central nervous system development; regulation of transcription by RNA polymerase II. The coding region runs from base 408 to 1991 and encodes 527 amino acids. NCBI's taxonomy places the organism in Eukaryota, Metazoa, Chordata, Mammalia, Pholidota, Manidae. Gene Ontology annotation, cellular component: nucleus.
GCAGACUCCAGCUCAUUGUGUUCUGCCUGCGAAGUGGCAGUUGCGAUCUCUCGCCGCGGCCAGAGGCUCCUCGAAGGGCAGCUCAGCGGUGACCAGGCACGGUGGCCAAAGCCGCAUCGCGAGAGCGGGCGCCGCUGGUCACCCAAACUGGGUUCCAGAGGGGGAGAGGCCUGAGGCCAUUGAAGAACUUGGCCCGAGAUAGACUGACAAUGAAAUCCAGCCUGCUUAGUUUCCUUUUUGAGGAGAAAGAAGACGACUCUCCCUCCCCAUUUCCUCCACUCCCCUCCCAGGAUUAGGCAGCGGUCCAGGGAAGAGACUUUUCUCCUGAGAUCUUUAAGGGUGUGUAGAAGUUUCUAGCCUGUGGAGUCCCACUCUGCCUGUCCCUAGAAGGUCACACCAGAGAAGGAAUGGCAGUCAGGCACUUGCCACCCACAGUCCAGGAGUUGGUGACCUUCAAGGAUGUGGUCGUGCUCUUCACCCAGGAUGAGUGGUCACAGCUGAGCCCUGCUCAGAGGGCCCUGUACAGGGACGUGAUGCUGGAGAACUACAGCAACCUGGUCUCACUGGGAUUCUUAGGACCCAAACCUGAUAUGUUUUCUCAGCUGGGAAAAGGGGAAGAGUGGAUGCCAGAGGACACCUGGGGAGGCUUCUGUCUUGACUGGAUGACUACACAUGUGAGUAAGACGUCUACUCUUAAGACAGAUAUUCCUGAAGAACAAUUGGAUCAGUGGAUGAGAAAGGAAAAAUUCACUAGAGAUGGUCACUGGAAAUGUGAUAGCCCAUUGGAAUGGCAGCCUGGCGACCAGGAAAUAAAGUUGCAGCAAGUGGUAUUUGCACACCAGAAAACCUCAUCUGUGGUUAGUGACCAGGGAUGUGAUGACUCUGGAAAUUGCUGCUCUAUGAGCUCAUCUUUGGUUCAACGUCAGAGAUUUCAAUCUAACAAAAAAGCUUUUGAGUGUAGUGAGUGUGAAAAGGUCUUCACUAAGAGUUCAACCCUUAAUAAACAUCAGAAAAUUCAUACUGAAAAACUUAAAACAAGUGGGAAAAAUAUUAUUAAAGAGAAACGGUAUGAAUGUAGAGAAUGUGGAAAGGCCUUUCACCAGAGUACACACCUUAUCCACCACCAAAGAAUUCACACUGGUGAGAAACCAUAUGAAUGUAAGGAAUGUGGCAAGGCCUUCUCCGUGAGCUCUUCACUGACCUAUCACCAGAAAAUUCACACUGGAGAGAAACCUUUUGAAUGCAACUUAUGUGGAAAAGCUUUUAUCCGAAACAUACACCUUGCCCACCAUCAUAGAAUACAUACUGGAGAGAAACCUUUUAAGUGUAACAUAUGUGACAAAGCCUUUGUGUGCAGGGCACAUCUUACCAAACACCAGAAUAUUCAUAGUGGAGAGAAACCCUAUAAGUGUAAUGAAUGUGGGAAAGCCUUCAAUCAGAGUACAAGCUUUCUUCAGCAUCAGAGAAUCCACACAGGAGAGAAGCCCUUUGAAUGUAAUGAGUGUGGAAAGGCCUUCAGGGUGAACUCCUCCCUCACUGAACACCAGAGAAUUCAUACUGGAGAGAAACCUUACAAGUGUAGUGAAUGCGGGAAAGCUUUCAGGGACAAUUCAUCCUUUGCUCGACAUCGGAAAAUUCACACUGGAGAGAAACCUUACAGGUGUGGUUUGUGUGAGAAAGCCUUCAGGGACCAAUCAGCCCUAGCCCAACAUCAGAGAAUUCAUACUGGGGAGAAACCUUAUACUUGUAAUAUAUGUGAGAAAGCCUUCAGUGACCAUUCAGCCCUUACUCAACAUAAGAGAAUUCAUACUAGAGAAAAACCUUACAAAUGUAAAAUCUGUGAGAAAGCCUUUAUCCGAAGCACACACCUUACUCAACAUCAGAGGAUUCACACAGGAGAAAAACCCUAUAAAUGUAAUAAAUGUGGGAAAGCUUUCAACCAGACUGCAAACCUCAUUCAGCAUCAGAGACAUCAUAUUGGAGAAAAGUGAUGUGACUACAGUUUAUGGAAGACCUUUGUGACUGAGUGUAUUAAUUAUUGAAUGUAAGAGAAUCCUUCCUAGAGAAUAACCAUGAAAGCUUACAUGAAAAGUUUUUUUAUUUACUGAGAGUCAAGCCUCACAGUAUUACAGGUUUCAAGAAUUUUCAGUGCUAAACCCUCCUUAUAGUUGAGAACUGCUUCAGCUGAACAGCAGUAAUGUUUAAUUCGUCUGAAUUACCAAGUAUCAGAACCAAAAUGGAGCUUCGUGAACAUCAGGGAAAUUCAUGUAUCCAAUUUACAUUUUGAUAAAAGAAAUUACAAUAUUGUAAAAUUUAAGGUGAGAAGAAAAGGAACAAAAAAAUAAGAAUGUCCUGUAAGCAUUUCACUCUACUUGGUUCUCUUGUAUAAGAGAGUUUCUACCUUUAAUAGAACCCUUUGUUUUCCGUACCCCCGCUGCUGACUCCCAGUGUAAAGAAAGUGCCCAUGCAUCAGCCUGGGAGUUACUUAAAUUAUGCUUCCCACCUUCUGCUUCAAACCAUUUUUGUUGGAUCUCCUUGGUCUCUGGCUUCUUACCUGCAUUCUCCUGGGACAAUUGAUUUGAAUGCCACAUCCCUCUUUUGAUUUAGCAGCUCCUAACUGGUAACCUCAGGUUACCACCACCUCAUUUGUCCUUGGGGAGUGUGCUGAUCUGACCUCACACUCAGUCCAUGAUUAUGAAUAUUGCACCCAAACCCAUCUUUCAGAACUUGGGACCUCUGGGAGGCAGAGGUUGACCAAAGUAUUUGAGUUAUGCAGUUUUCCUGGGACUCAGCUUGACAGUGAACCUUGGGACGAUACCUAAAGUAGGGGCUUAGUCUGUGUAGACAUUACCCUGCAGUUUUUCUGCACUGUUGUUACCUAUGCACAGCAGUGAGGAGCAUGCUCAGCUUCAGGUGUGAUGAUUCCAACCACCUAGUGGUGUUCUGGGCCACCUCCACUUCUGUGACUUGAUGAGAGUUUAGAGCUCCAAGGCGAUUUCUCAAAAGGUUCUGACCCACCCUCUUUCCCUUGGUCAGGCAGUCCUCUGUGUCCACUGCAUUAGAAGAAAUGUGUUACUCUCCUAUUGUUGAACUGCUUCAUCCUGCAUCCUGCUCCUUGCCCUGCUUUUGUUCAGUUUUUUGAAAAUAUUCACAGGAAAAGCAGAGAGCUCUGAAUUUCUGCUAUUGCAUUUGAGAGUGGCCAUUCCAUCUCCUCCUUCUGGAUAUUCCACUUAAAGACUACCUGUUCUGGCAGCAGUGAGCAAUCUGUUGAGUAGUUCUAUGGGUCAAGAAGUGGUUGACAGCCCUCUGACAUCCUCUGACAGGGCAGUGUCCAUGCCCAAAAGUUUGAUACCCUAGUCCUGCAGGUACUGUUCUUUGCCAUCUUUAAUCCUUCAGUGCUGUCAGUGGGAUCACAGAGAUAGAAUAAUACCUAUGUGCUUCCAUACACACCACCUCUGGUGGCACUCUCCCCUUUCCCACCACAAAGCACGGGAAGCCUGCACUAUCCAAGCUGGAACAUACCACAUCAUGAAGAUGGAAGAACAAGUCAGCUGUCACUCUGGGAAGCAAAGUGCAGGUUCCUGGGAUGCUGAAGUGCUUCCCAUCCAGUGGGGAAACCUGCUGGCCCCCACAAACAUUGCACUUCAGCUCCAAGUUACAGGAGAUUUUCUAUCAUGGUGGAAUCUGUGGGCUCCAGGUUGAACAUAGACUUGGAAGCUUCCGGCAGCUUUAAAAGCCCAAGUUUUCUAAAUUCAUCUUCCAUCUAAUAAAAGCCACUUGUGUGGGCAGGCAGUUCCUGUUAGGUGAUCAGCAGUUCAUCCUCCCCCACUCCCCUCUGUAAAGAUGCGGGUGAAGCAGCAUUUCAGGCAACUCGGGACUGUCCAUGCCCUAGGUCCACACAUCUGCAGCCACACAGCUGGCAGCCCCACAUUCCACAGUGAGCUUGAAACACUGCUUGUUACUACAGAUAAUCUGCCUGCCGAACUAUCCAUACAGUUCUAUCACCCCUCUUACCCCGAAGCCCUGAGAAAUACAUUUCUCAGCUGAGUUUGUUCAUUGUGUUUGUUUUGGAUGAGAGGUACUGCCCCUUGGUGUGUGCCUGUAGUUGAGCCAGGGCCAAGAACUGCUGCUACUUUAAGAGCCGUAUUCGACCCAGUGACAGCUGAGCUGCUGCUCCACCAGAACCAGUGCAGUCUGGAGGCCGUCCAUCUGAGACUACAGCCCGCUUGCCCUGUACAGUCCACAUUUCCCAACAGGCUUGGGUUUUCAUGAAAUUAGAGCUCUCAGAUGCCUAAUGACUUAUUCCUGUCUGGGAUGGCAAAUAGUCAGUAAAUGGCCUAUUUGAUAUGCCUGGGCCAACUUGGGUAUAUUUAUGGUAACACUGUUUGUCCAGGCAUUAGCAAUGGCUUUAUUAUAUUGUGCCGUAGGACUAACACCUUAUUAUGUGACCUCAGCCAGGGAGCCAUCUGCCUGGGUGUUAUUCUGUACUUCUGAUCUGAAGUAGUAUGGCUCUGCCAGGGCAGGCUGACCUGCCCCAGCACCGCCUUUGGCUCAGCCCCUAAAAGUGCAUUUUCGAGAACCCUGACAAAGAGUCCCUUACCCACCUUCUCUUCUGCCAACUGAUCUGCAUGGUGUUAAUAAGAAGGACUUUUUUCUAUACCCCACCCCCAGCUAGGUUAAUCCUAAGACUUCCAAAGAUUCCUGGGGAAGGUAGUUCAUUCUGCACCUUGCUUUUCUAGUCUUAUCACUCAGCCAUACAGACACUGGCAGCAGAUGAGGACCACUGGGACCCUUCAGGGUUACAGUGUGUGAGCCAGUACUGUGCCAUCCUCAGCACGUCAGCCCUCGUCACACUACUCCAUGCCCAUGUAGUGCACAGACCCCAGCACACCCACAAAUCUGCCAUCAUAACAAACCUGCAUGUGGCAGAGCAAGUGCUGAACCUACAUAGCCAGUCUCCCCACCCGCCUCCCCUGGACUACAGAAAGAUGCAGGAGCCGGAGAAGUAGACCGAGGACCUCCUCCCACAUCAGGCCUCUUGUAACAUACUUGGGAAUUGCCCAUGGGGAAGUUUCUUGGGCAUACCAAUUCCACUCUGCCUAGGAGAAGGGCAGGCUACAGGAUAAGCACCCAGACUUUGUUAUAUUCAAUAUCUACAAGCUGCCUUGCACAGCCACUGAAACCUCCUGCUCUUGGGGAAGAAGAUGGCUCUGAACUUCCCCCUUUCAGAUUCCUUUAAUCCUGUUCCCAGACGGGCCUUCCUCAUCUCCAGCUGAUCUUACAGCCGGGUUCUCCCUACCACCUAAGCUUCCCUGGCCUUGACAGUGUCUCCCUAAGAUGUUGCCUUUCUCCACAUUCAGCUACUGCUUUUAAAAUGGCACCUUUACCCCUCAGCAAACUCGGACUUCCAGGCUACUGUGUCUGCGCCUGAGUCCUGAAACAAAGUAGCCCCAAACAACAAUAGCAUGCCUUUCAGCUUAAUUCCCUUGAACAUGAACUUAAUUCCCUUGAACAUGAAUUGAAGAACACUGUGGCCUCCAGCUGUCUAAUUGCUCUCCUCCCCUGUUGCCUUUGCACUGUGCCCUACCCUCCCAUAUACCGCUGGAUUAGCCAGCAGGACAGCAUGGAAACUGACAUAAAACAACUGUCCCACUCUGUCCUGCAGUGGGAGGUGUCCCAACUUGCACCACCACAACUGCUCAAUCUAUUUUUGGUAAUAUUUUUGCUUUUAAUAUUUUUGUACCAGUUCAUUAAGGGAGAAAAAAGCAAGGCUUGGUUGUUUUCCAUCACUGAAGGAUUCUCAGCUGUGCUAAUCAUCAUUCCAUACAAGUGCCAGGAUUUGGUUAUAUGGACAUAUCCUUCCUCAUUUUAUGUGUUACUCUGUAUUCCAUAUAUCAGUAUCCUUAGAAAAAUUGUUGCCAUAAGUAUUAUCCAUCAGUGUGUUUUCCUGAAAAUAAAUUAGGAAACUACCCAGUGUUUUAAGGUGUACAGGCUGCAUUUGUGUUACCUGGUUAUCUAAGCAGAUGUCAUUAAGACAUGGCCAGAAGUCCUGCUUCCAAGUGUUAGUGUUUUUUUAUGACCAGCCUGGCCCUAGCUCCCCACAGUGACCAUCCAAACCUACCUGAUCCCAGAAACCAUAGCGUUCAGGCUAUGGAAUAUAAAGAGCUGUUUACCCGGUUGCUGGGGAUAACAGUUAACAUUUGAGGGUUUAUCUUGGGCCAGGUACUGUUUGUUGUAGGCACUCCACAUAUAUAUUAACUCACGUAAUCCUCAUGAUGUGAGACUGUCUACCAUCUCCACUUGAAACUUGUCAGAAGUCACACAGCUGGUAAAUCAAGGAUUGGCCCCAGUCAGUGAAGCUUCAGGGCACACAUGCUUACCUACUGCAUUGGGCCACCUCCUUUAUGGCACAUUCUAGGCCACUGUAGAGAGCCACUUGGCUACAGAUGUCACACUACUCCAUGCCCCAUGUUGGAGUAGGGCUGAUGUGGCUGAGGGUGGGUGGGAGCCUCUGUAACAACUCUCCAGUCUUUCACCUGUGCUCUGGGCAUGGUUUUACACACAUACACUUCUUCCACAAGAUGACCUUUCUUCAGCCCUCGGGUAGCAAGGUGGAAAGAGGUCAGGGUGCACUUUCAGCCUGAGAGUGCAGGGACCAUGGGUUCACAGGCAGACAGUUGAGCCUGACAACAUAGCCCUGGGACGUCUGUCUCAUGUGCACAGCCCAUGAUAACCAUGGCAGGUCCUGGAUCCUGGUCAAAUGAGAGGGGUAUCACUAAGAAUGUCACUUCUCGGGAGUGUUCCAGAAGAGGAAAGCUGAGGCUAGUGGCCAGAGAAUCAGAAAGGGAGCCAUAGCCAUUAUUUUAAUAAUUCCUGCUAAGCUUAGUAUACAGUGGUUAUCCAAGCAUCCAGUUAUUGCUUUCAUGAAUCUGAAAUGGGGAAGAUGGGUAUUAUAAAAAGGAUCACAAAUAAUUAGCAAAUAAUAAGAUGUUUCAUCAUAUAGAUCUACCAUCUUCUGGUUUCACCUUUAUAUUGUAUUCCUUCACUCGGAACCCUUGGUUCCCCUCCAAUAUGGACUACUUGCUUUCUAAAAUUGCCUACAUCAUGCCAACUAGAUCUUCUCCACUUAUUUCUUGAAAUGGAUCCAUCAUUUCUUGGUUUACUCCACAGUUUUGAGGUGCACAUCCUCCAAAAGCUUUCUAAGAAGGAAAGCAUGAGAGAUGAACUUCAUGUCCUUACAUGAAUUCAUUCUGCCUUUACAGCUGAUUGGUAGUUGCCUGAUUAUAGAAUUCUAAGGGUGAGUGAGGGUACAAGUUAAUCUUUCUGUAGGAAGGUUUUUAAAUAAUGCUUUUGUUUCUCACCCCUGCCCCCUGCCAUUCCUUGUGUGCCUAAGACCACAGGCUUUCCCAGUCAAUGUCUCUAAGAAAAAAAACUAACUACUGUCUUUCCUCAUCUCUGGUGGGUAGGUUUCUGAUGAUGGCUUUCUGUGUCUGGGGUGAGUGUGGGCAUUGUUUCAUAGAUGGACUUUCAAAAUAACUCCCUGUUUUCUCCAUUACUUUCUUGUCCAUAUACCUAGUACCUCCAAGCACUCAAUCUUUGUAACAGUCUUUUUAAUUCUGGUACAAAAUAGACCUCUCUUCUUUCUCUUUUCCAAAGUACAGUUGUCUGCUUUGCAAAGUUCUCUUGGCUAACCUGUCCCUCCUCAUACUCUCUUUGUCCAUAUGAGCUUAUAUAAUUUUUAUUCUUGUACUAUUGUUGUGGCAGAGCCUUAUGUUUAGCAGAGAAGGUAAGUGUUUAAUCAACCACUUAAGCAAAAGGCUCUGCCAAUUUAUUUAGGGAAGAGAAAUGAAGAAUAGGACUUUGGCAUAACCUUGUUUUAUGCUAUUUAGAAUUGAAAUUUAUUCUGUUGAUUUGUGUC